AUGCAGUCACGGGAAGCUUCUCAUGCUGGUUCCUGGUAUUCUGAUAACCAACGCACUCUAACCCAUCAACUCGAUGGAUGGCUCGCCCAAGUUCCAAAUAGCAUCGAGGGCAUAGGCUCCCUGCCAGUGCCUGGUGCACGAAUAAUAAUUGCUCCACAUGCGGGCUAUUCAUACUCUGGGCCCUGUGCCGCAUACGCAUACAAGGCUCUGGAUCUUUCGAAAGCCAAGCGAAUUUUCAUUCUUGGACCAUCUCACCAUCAUUACCUCUCGACCCUUGCUCUUCCUGAACUUACUUCGUACUAUACCCCGCUUUCCGACGAGCCUCUUCCACUUGACACGGAGCUUAUCACGAAGCUACUCUCAACUAAAGCAGUCAAAUCUAACGGAUCCACCAUCAGCUUUACAACUAUGUCACGAUCUAUUGAUGAGGAUGAACACAGCAUAGAACUCCAUUUACCAUACAUCCAUCGUCUUUUGCAACUCCAUUUUCCAAAUAAACCCACCUCCCAAUAUCCACCGCUUGUGCCGAUCAUGGUUGGAAGUACUUCAGCAUCUACUGAGAGUGCGUUUGGAGCCCUUCUGGCUCCGUAUCUGCAGGACCCUACCAACGCGUUUGUCAUAAGUUCGGAUUUCUGCCACUGGGGUCUGCGUUUCCGUUACACGUACUACGUUCCUCAAGCACCAAAGCCGGGGCCAAAGCUCCCGCUUUCCGCUAACUCUUUACCUCAGCCAGGAGAUGAUCUCAGUAGUGUAGAGGAGAAAAUGGAGUCGGUAUCUACCGGCCAAGCUUUGCAGCGGCGAGAUCGCAUCUCCAGUCGAGAACCAGCAAUCCAUGAGAGUAUCUCGGCCUUUGAUAUCGCGACUAUGGCAGCUAUAAGUACUGGGGCGACUGCUAAUUUCUUGGAAACAAUCCAAACGACUGGAAAUACGGUUUGUGGCCGUCAUCCAAUUGGCGUUAUCAUGGCUGCUAUUGAGGAAAUCACGAGCCAGGAGGAAGGAAAGAAGGGUAAAUUCCAUUUCGUGAGAUAUGAAAGAAGCUCGGAUGCAGUUGAUGUCGACGAUAGCUCCUUUAGCAUCUCUGUUGUACUGCUUUUGAAGAACGCAACUCUACUUUGUUACCCUGUGACUAGGCGACCAAGGUUGCUGGUAGCAAUUAAUUACGAUUUAGUUGACAUGUAA
Molecule: messenger RNA, 1179 nt
Organism: Aspergillus oryzae RIB40
Lineage: Eukaryota; Fungi; Ascomycota; Eurotiomycetes; Eurotiales; Aspergillaceae
Product: protein MEMO1
Exons: 4
Coding region: 1-1179 (392 amino acids)
Source: RefSeq, a predicted model, not a curated record